This is a messenger RNA of Plectropomus leopardus (leopard coralgrouper), 1794 nucleotides long. RefSeq names its product guanosine monophosphate reductase (gene gmpr). The record is from RefSeq and is a predicted model, not a curated record. NCBI's taxonomy places the organism in Eukaryota, Metazoa, Chordata, Actinopteri, Perciformes, Serranidae. Gene Ontology annotation, biological process: nucleotide metabolic process. Gene Ontology annotation, cellular component: GMP reductase complex. Gene Ontology annotation, molecular function: GMP reductase activity.
AGGCCCAAAUAAAGCCAUGGGGGCCGGGGCUGGGAUGGGCCCCCCUUUGCUAUAAAUACGCUGGCCGCCUGGAGGUUCGGGUUUGGUGGUUGGGGCUUGGGACCAGCGACCACCACUGCUGCUGCAGCCUUCCUCAAGAGAGUCUCCUCCGUUUACUCAUCAUCCUCUUCAACCUCAUCCUGGUCAUCAGUGUUUCGGGCAGACAAGAUGCCUCGCGUGGACUCAGACCUCAAGCUGGACUUUAAGGAUGUCCUCUUCAGACCCAAGAGGAGCAGCCUGAAGAGCCGCUCAGAGGUGGACCUUCAGAGGACCUUCACAUUCCGCAACUCCAAACAGACCUACACUGGCAUCCCCAUCAUCGCUGCAAACAUGGACACCACGGGGACGUUUGAGAUGGCACAGGUCCUCAGCAAACACACUCUCUUCACAGCCAUUCAUAAGCACUACUCUGUAGAGGACUGGAAAAACUUUGCUGCGAAUCAUCCUGAAUGCUUAGAGCAUGUAGCCGCCAGCUCAGGCAGCGGUGCCGCAGAUCUGGAGAAGCUGUGCGCCAUCUUGGAAGCCAUCCCCGCCCUCAAGUAUAUCUGUUUGGAUGUGGCCAACGGAUACUCUGAGUAUUUUGUGGAGUUUGUCAAGACGGUCAGAGAAAGGUUUCCCAAGCACACCAUCAUGGCCGGUAACGUGGUAACAGGGGAGAUGGUGGAGGAGCUCAUCCUCUCCGGCGCUGACAUCAUCAAAGUGGGCAUCGGGCCAGGGUCUGUGUGCACGACAAGAAUCAAGACAGGAGUGGGCUACCCACAACUCAGUGCUGUAAUAGAGUGUGCAGACUCAGCCCAUGGACUCAAAGGACACAUUAUCUCUGACGGUGGCUGCAGUUGCCCAGGUGAUGUAGCAAAGGCCUUUGGUGCAGGGGCGGACUUUGUGAUGAUGGGAGGAAUGCUUGCAGGGCACGACCAGUGCACCGGGGAGGUCAUCGAGAAGAACGGCAAGAAAUACAAACUCUUCUACGGCAUGAGCUCGGACACAGCCAUGAAGAAAUAUGUGGGUGGAGUUGCUGAAUACAGGGCGUCUGAGGGGAGGACGGUGGAGGUUCCCUAUAGAGGAGAUGUGGAGAACACCAUCCGUGACGUGUUGGGGGGCCUGCGCUCCACCUGCACCUAUGUGGGCGCCGCCAAGCUCAAAGAGCUGAGCAGGAGAACCACCUUCAUUCGUGUCACACAACAGUCCAGCCAAAUGUUCACUUCGUAGAGAAAAAAAUGCAUCCUCACACAUUCACACAGACACUUCUACAUGAUGACCCAACCUGUUUCUCUCAGGAUAUGUGCUGUCAGAAAUCUACAGGUUGUGAUUAACGAAAAUUUGACUUGAAACAUUCUCCCAGAGGAAUCACUCUGAUCAACUUAAUCCUACAGCGAGUGCGUUUACAUGCUUACAUACACCGUAAUAUUCUUUUCAAAAUACCAGAUUUCGGGGUUUUUUUUGGGAAAUGGAAAUGUAGAAUUCUUCUCAGUUUUGGGAAUAAGAAAGCAAGACUACUGAGGCAUGUGCACUUCAGAUCUGACCUUUCAAAACACUCUUAACUUUUGUAAAUGAAGUCACAUCGCAUGUAAACACACUCAGCAGGAGGAGGAUGAUACUCGUGCUGAGAUCAUUUUGGGAAACUAUUCUGCUCGACUGUAUGUUGGAAUGAACGUGCAAAUAAAUAUGCAAGAUCCAGAGACACCACUCUUUAACCGUCGCUGGAGAAAUCAUGUCGCAAUAAACUGCAUGCAGAACCCUCUGCUAACUUCCUCA